Penicillium salamii is the source of this 1875-nucleotide messenger RNA. NCBI's taxonomy places the organism in Eukaryota, Fungi, Ascomycota, Eurotiomycetes, Eurotiales, Aspergillaceae. The record is from the annotation of a GenBank genome assembly.
CCAACAACAGUCGCAAUGGCCCCCAAGACUAAGGCUCCCGCUGCCGCCAAGGAGAACGUCUCCCUCGGCCCCCUCGCCGGUGAUGGCAAGCUCGUUUUCGGCGUUGCCCGCAUCUUCGCCUCCUUCAACGAUACCUUCGUUCACGUUACCGAUCUUUCCGGUCGCGAAACCAUCUGCCGUGUCACCGGUGGUAUGAAGGUCAAGGCUGACCGUGACGAGUCCUCCCCCUACGCCGCCAUGUUGGCUGCUCAGGACGUCGCUGUCCGCUGCAAGGAGCUCGGCAUCAACGCCCUCCACAUCAAGAUCCGUGCCACUGGUGGUAACGGCACCAAGACCCCCGGUCCCGGUGCCCAGUCCGCUCUCCGUGCCCUUGCCCGCUCCGGCAUGCGCAUUGGCCGUAUUGAGGACGUCACCCCCACUCCUUCCGACUCUACUCGUCGCAAGGGUGGUCGCCGUGGUCGCCGGGAAACCAUGGCUACCCAUCAGCCUACCCCAACACUUCUCCUCCCACAGCUCCCUCCAAAGACCCUCGUCGGAAUCGACCUGAUAACCUUCACUUCCACCGCCAAUUUCCAUGGAAUCCGCGACCUAUCUCCAGGAUGGCAUUUCCUCUACACCGGCGCUACAGAGACUCUCUCCCUCCGCAGCGGCGCAUGGUUCUACGUCGGCGACAUCAAUGCCGCAGGGAAGGGUGCGAAUGACUCGGCCCUCGUCUCGCGAGCUCAAACCAAAAACCAAGCUACACCAGGUCCAGAGAUAUAUAUCUGGAAAUGGAGCGCAGAUUCAGAGACUCUGGUUCCGUUCAAGGGAGAGAAUGAUUCAGAUCGCCAGGAGGCUAUGCGCCACAAAGCAAAUCUAGGUGCUGUGUGGCAAAGCGGAGGGUUGUUCAAAUAUCGCAGUCGCAUUGCUCCUUCAAUGCUUGUUAAGUCCCAGAAAACUGGAGAACAAAAGGAAGAGCAGGAGGAGGAGGAGGAGGAGGAGGAGCAGAUCCAACCGCAACUCGAAGCUCGAGUCCAAACAGAGGAUGAUGGAAAGACCGAAGAGAAUGGUCGCAAAGACUGGUUUGGGUUGACAAAUCGGAUCUCGCCUACUCUUUUAUCGCGUGUCAUUGGAGACCCGGAAGUCGAUAUCGAUGGUCAUCCACGAUGGCUUCUAACAUCUGCUUCGACGGCUGACCGUGACGCGGAUCAUAUCCCUGGGGUUGAUUCGCCGGUCGAAGAAACAGACGAGCCAGAACGAGAAUUUGGCUUCAUCCCUGUGGACUUGAAGCGGACUUGGAGAGAAGGUGCCGUUGGGCGUGAAAGAACAGAGGCAGCUCAGGACCGGUCUUGGGCUUUAGGAGACUUGGUUGACCGGUAUGCUGGAGAAGCGUCUGGUGGGAAUCAAUUGCUUGGAGAAUUGCAGUUCACUUUCCUCAUGGUGCUGACUAUGAUGAAUUACUCGUGCCUUCAGCAGUGGAAGCGACUUCUCGAGCUUGUUCUUACCUCUCGAAGCGCAGUUGUGGACAGGGAAGAAUUUGUUGCUGAAUUCCUCAGCAUUCUAUCAUUACAGCUUCAGCGAUGUGACGAUGUUGAGGGUGGGCUAUUUGAAAUUGAUGGCGACGGGGGUGGUGCAUUCUUGCGCAACCUGCUCAUGAAACUUCGCCAGUCGGUAGAUGAUUUGGUUGGAGAUGAUGGAGACUCUGCAGUCAAGCAAGAGCUUGACGAACUUCAAGAAUGGGUGAAGACAGAAUAUGAUUGGGAUCUGCACCGCGGGUCUGUCGUUCGUCAGGGAAUGCUUCAAUUGGAGGAUGGCGAGGAGGUUGAGAUGGAUUGGGAUGGAAAUGACGAAGAUGAAGAAACUGGAGAGUAUGCCCCAAUGAUUGUGGAGAUGUGA